UCCCCGCCCGGCUCCAGUCCCUAACAGAAGCGUGAAAGGGAGAGUGUGAGCUAGGUCUCCGCCGGCACGCUGCCGCAGGCCCCGGGGGGGGCCGUGGGUAUAAGGAGGCUGGGAGGAGCGAGCGGUCAGAAUUAUUAAGGAAAUCCCGAUGAGUCUGCUCCACCUUGCAACCAGACAUCCGAUUCUCCAAGUGCUUCGUGAAUCAGGAUUGAAGGCUCCUCCUGCCCAUAAAACGUUAAAGAUUUGUGUAGCAAUGUCUCGUCCAAGUUCAAACAUGGCUGAUUUUCGGAAAUUCUUUGCCAAGGCAAAGCAUAUAGCCAUUAUUACAGGGGCUGGGGUCAGUGCUGAAAGUGGAGUACCAACGUUCAGAGGGCCUGGUGGUUUCUGGAGAAAAUGGAAAGCUGAGGAUUUAGCCACCCCUGAGGCCUUUAUGCUGAAUCCUUCUCUGGUAUGGGAGUUCUACCACUACCGGAGGGAAGUGAUGCUGAGCAAACAUCCCAACCCAGCCCACAUAGCAAUUGCUGCAUGUGAGAAACGGCUGAGUGUUCAAGGAAGGCGUGUGGUGGUCAUCACUCAGAACAUUGAUGAGCUCCAUUGCAAAGCAGGCACCAAGAACCUCCUGGAACUUCAUGGCAGCUUAUUUAAAACUCGAUGCAUCAGUUGUGGAAAUGUGACAGAGAAUUACAAGAGUCCAAUCUGCCCAGCUUUAGAAGGAAAAGGUGCCCCAGAACCUGAUGUUCAAGAUGCCCAAAUCCCAGCUGAAAAGCUUCCUAGGUGUGAAGAAAAAGGUUGCAAUGGCCUCCUUCGACCUCAUGUGGUAUGGUUUGGUGAAAAUCUGGACCCUGACCUUCUUGACAAGGUCAACAAAGAGCUUGCUGUCUGUGACUUAUGUUUAGUGGUGGGAACGUCCUCUGUGGUUUAUCCUGCAGCAAUGUUUGCCCCGCACGUGUCAGCUAGGGGAGUUCCAGUAGCCGAAUUUAACAUGGAAACCACCCCUGUUACACCAAACUUCAGGUUUCAUUUCUCAGGGCCCUGUGGUACCACUAUCCCUGAAGCACUUGCCUGCCAUGAAUCUGAAAAAGUUUGUUGAUUAUUUGUAAGCAUGAGAAAAAAAAUUAUUCAUAAGUACCAGGUUACAAAUAGUUAAACCAAAAGGGAGGUGGGGAGAAGGUAGGGGAAAACAGAGAAUGGUCUCCUGCCCUCAGAAAGGGGGAAUGUAACCAAUCAGUGUUCAGGUAGUCAGUCACAAUGCUGAUAUCAAACACUGACCAGCAAAUUAUCCAUUGCCUUUGUGUUACACUGAAACCUGAUUCCCAAAUGAUUAUUCCAUGUUUUAUAGUUGUAGUAAAAACUAUUUUCAGCUAAAAAAAUUUAUAACAUUUAUCUAUAAUUCUAAUAGUAUUUUUUUGUUUCUUAUGUGAGCAUAUGAAUUUGCUCUUUUUGGGGGGCAGGGGCUAAAGCAUUGCCUUUCCUUGGUUCUGAUGUUUACAAAAAUACUUUAGCAAAAAAUAAAUUAACUGUAAAUUAUUGUAUAAA
Messenger RNA from Dromiciops gliroides (monito del monte), 1536 nucleotides. RefSeq names its product sirtuin 5 (gene SIRT5). The transcript is spliced from 9 exons. Lineage: Eukaryota; Metazoa; Chordata; Mammalia; Microbiotheria; Microbiotheriidae. Gene Ontology annotation, molecular function: protein-succinyllysine desuccinylase activity; protein-malonyllysine demalonylase activity; NAD+ binding. The record is from RefSeq and is a predicted model, not a curated record. The coding region runs from base 149 to 1090 and encodes 313 amino acids.